This is a messenger RNA of Centropristis striata (black sea bass), 2641 nucleotides long. RefSeq names its product angio-associated, migratory cell protein (gene aamp). Bases 209 to 1462 code for a protein of 417 amino acids. Gene Ontology annotation, molecular function: protein binding. NCBI's taxonomy places the organism in Eukaryota, Metazoa, Chordata, Actinopteri, Perciformes, Serranidae. The record is from RefSeq and is a predicted model, not a curated record. Gene Ontology annotation, cellular component: cytosol. The transcript is spliced from 11 exons.
CAGUCAGCGAAACAUGUGAAGAAAACAUGGGGAGGCAGUUAGUUUGAUAUUUAACUGUUGUUGACGUUUGUGAGCUAAAGUGUAACUUUUAACGGACUCUGAUAGUAGUCAGCUAAGCGCGAGGUAGCCUGAAGUCAGGUUAGUUAGCUUUACUAGCACGGUUAUACUACUUUUCGGUUGUUUUGCUAGCUUUUAGCGCGCUAACAGCAUGGAAAACACGCAGGGAAACGAGAUUCAGCUCCACGGAGAUGAAGAAAUCAUUGAAGUCAUCGACCUAAAUGAGGAGGAUGCUGGUCCAGAUGACUUGGCUGACGAGUUGGAGGAUGUCGACUUUGAAGACUCCGGGAACGUGGAGGAUGACGAAGGCUGGGAGACGGAGGACGAGAUGGAAGCUGAGGCAGAGCGAGACGACAGCGAGCUCACCUUCUCCAAACACACCGGUUUAGUCCUCACUGUGAGACUGGACCCUGCCACAAACAGCAUGGCCGUAACCGGAGGAGAGGACGAUAUCGCCUACGUCUGGAGGGUGAGCGACGGAGAACUCCUGCUGGAGUGCAAAGGCCACAAAGACUCUGUGACGUACGCCGAGUUCAGCCACGACUCGUCCAUGCUGGCGUCGGGCGACAUGAGCGGCUUGAUUAAAGUGUGGAAAGUAGAAACCAAAGAGGAGAUUUGGUCUUUCGAAGUGGAAGAUCUGGAGUGGAUGGAGUGGCAUCCCUGCGCUCCGGUGCUGAUGGCGGGAACAAACGACGGCAACGUGUGGAUGUGGAAGAUCCCGUCAGGAGACUGUAAAACCUUCCAGAGUCCUGCGUGUCCGGCCACCAGCGGCAAAAUCCUGCCUGAUGGGAAACGUGCUGUGGUUGGUUACGACGACGGGACGAUACGCGUCUGGGAUCUGAAGCAGGGAAACGCUAUCCAUGUCAUCAAAGGUCAGGACGGACACCAGGGGGCGCUCACCUGCCUGGCCUGUAACAAGGACGGCUCUCUGGUGCUGACCGGCUCCGUUGACGGCUGUGCCAAGCUCAUCAACACCACCACAGGAAAGGUGGUGGGUGUGUUCACUGUGGACGGAGGCAAAGCCGGAGGAGCCAGAGACAUGGAGGACUCCAACUCUGUGGAAUCUGUGGGAUUCUGCAACAUCCUUCCUCUGGUGGCGGUGGCGUACCUGGAUGGGACUCUGGCCAUAUAUGACCUCGCCACACAAGCAGAGAGGCACAGGUGCCAACAUGAGGCUGGCAUCGUUCAACUACAGUGGGAGGAGUCUUCUUCUGUGGUGUCCACCUGCUGCUUAGACGGAGCGCUGCGUUUAUGGGACGCCCGCUCCGGCAGCAUGGUGUCGGAGUACCUCGGCCACGGUGCCGAGAUCCUGAGCUUCACACUCAACAGGGAAGCAACGCUCGCUGUCACUGCUUCAGGAGACUUUCGGGCCAAAGUCUUCUGCCUGCAGAGACCAGACCGGUAAAGAGAGCAGGAAGAGAUGAGCAGGAGGAGGAGCAGGAGGAGGAAACACUUCAGCAGAAAUAACAGAGACAUUUCAUAAUCUGACUUUUUGUUCUCUAAUCCUGCAGAGAGCACGUCGUGGUGUGGUCUCACCAUCUUAUCUGACCUGUUUUACUUGGAUUAUAGCAUCCAAAAGAUUCCGUUUCACCAGAACUUCAGUUGUGCGUAAUUGGCAGAAGAAAAGAGUUUUUGAGAUAAAACAUGAGACAGAAAAUUUUGUUUGAUCUCAAUUAAAAUGUAAGGAGUGAAUUACCCCUAGUCCUAGUUUACCCUCUAAAAGUGUGAGUGUGUGCGUGCAUGUGUGUGUGUGUGUGGUCUUUAAAGAGACGCAUCAUGAAUAAUCUAGAUUUUGAUGCAAGUGUAAAUACAGACAAAUAAAUAAUAUACUUUCUGGGUCACCAUGUAAAUUGAUUUUUGAGCAGGCGUGGUUUCCUUUGUGACUAAUGUCAACGCCCACCUCUUAGAACAUUUCAACUUCAUCUAUUUCUGUCUGUGUUUAGAUGAGAAGCAAUGAGUUUAUACUUAUUGGAGGACAAAAGUGGAUCCUCUGGUCACAGUGACAUGAAGUGGGCUGAGAUGAAUUUUAAUGGGCUCUUGUUUAGACUAUCGUUUUUUUCUGUUUUACCCAAAUCUGUUUUAUCUAAUUUAUCAGAUAUGAGUCAGUCUGGAAACAUCAGGACCUUUAAGUUUCCCAAAACCACCACCGGGAUAUGAUUAAAUGUAGAAAAUUGUAAAUGUGGAGGUGGUGAGUACAGUCAUAGUGGCAGAUUCUCUUUAGAAAAUCCCAAAUUCUUCAUAAAAUCCUGCAUUAACUACCAAAUUUCAUUAAUCCAGUGUUACAUCGAAGCCCUGUCUGUGUGAUGUUGAACGAUCUUGUUUUGUUAUUUCUUGUCAAAGAUGUGAGACAUGCAUCAGCUCCUCCUUUAAGCUCAUGGCAGGUUAAGCUGCUUUUCAUUCUUCAUUUGUUAAUAGUUUCGGCUGUGUUCAUGCAUUUGGCAUGAAUUUUGGCAAGAUUUUAUAUUUUUAUUUGAUAUUGUAAUUUCCAGCUCAGCUCCUGCAGUAAGGCUAAAAUACACUGAGGACAAACUAUAGUUACACUCUUAAGGUUGAGCACGUAAAACGCGCCAUUGAAACACAUUAA